This is a messenger RNA of Micromonas pusilla CCMP1545, 327 nucleotides long. RefSeq lists its product as uncharacterized. The transcript has a single exon. The coding region runs from base 1 to 327 and encodes 108 amino acids. The record is from RefSeq and is a predicted model, not a curated record. NCBI's taxonomy places the organism in Eukaryota, Viridiplantae, Chlorophyta, Mamiellophyceae, Mamiellales, Mamiellaceae.
AUGUUGACGCACGACGGCGACGACGUGGCGGCGGCGGCGGAGAUGGUGUGGACGGACGCGGGCGGCGCGGGCGGGACGCCGUGGGUGGAGGCGUUCGGGACGAGGGAGACCGCGGCGAAGUGGCGGGAAGGCGCGGUCAUGGACGCGUUCGAGGAGGAGGAGGAGGAGGACGGCGGCGAACGGAAGGCGUCGCUGAUGCGUCACGUCGUGGACUUCAGCGGGAGAGUGCUCGAGCCCGCGCUGAGACGGGUUGACGUUCGGAAGGAGAAGGAAGCGAACGGGCCGCCGAGCAAGACGCCGUCGACCAGGGGCGUCGUGUACGAGUAA